GCGCCGGCGAGACAGCGGGAGGUGUGAGGCCGACGUGCGGCCGCCAAUGAGAGCCCGGCUUACACGCCGCCAGUGUCUGUGCCUGCCCCAGAGCUGCGCUGCCCGGGAUCGGCUCGGACUCUGAGCUUUACCCGGAGUGGAUCUAUCGGUGCUGCGACUCCGUAUUCCGCCUCAGCCGGACCGCCCCGCACGGAUUAGGGGCUCGGACGCUUCUCGGGUUUCUCUGUAGGACUGCGACGGACUGGAUCUGUCUCUGUUUCCCGGGACUGUGGCUGUGCGUCUGCCGCCUGCGAUUUUUUACUCUCUGGCCAGGGAUCGUCGCUCACACAUGACCGAUGCCUCCUGAGAGUUGCAACUCCCUGGGUAUGGGGGGAGCAGUGGUCUGCGGUGCUUAACACCCCUCAGCCCCCCACAAACUCCUCUCUACUCCUCCCCAUUAUCCUGAACCCACCCCAAAAACCUGUGCACCCCCCUUACAUCCCUGCCCCCUCUAUCGGCUCCCGGAUUUGGGAUCUGUCCCCCCCACAGCUGGACCCCAACAUGCAGCCCAUAACGGGCAGGAGCACCUUCUUGCUGGGAAUUCUCUUCCAUUUGGGGAUGGGGCUCCCCCAGCAGCCCCUGUGCCCCCCCAGCUGCACCUGUACUGGGGACCUGCUGGACUGCAGCAACCUGGGCCUGACAGCGCCCCCCUCCGACCUACCCGCCUGGACAGUACACCUAAACCUGAGCUCCAACAAACUGAAGGAGAUCGAUCCGGCCGCCUUCGCCCAGCUUCCAGAACUCAGGGAAGUGCACCUGGGGCACAAUGAGCUGACUGGCAUCCCGCACCUUGGCACUGCCGCUCCUCAAGUGACUACCCUGUCGCUGCACCAUAACAAGAUCCGCAGCAUCGACCCCUCCCAGUUGAAACCGUACGUUGCCCUGGAAACGCUAGACUUAAGCUCCAAUGAGCUGACGGAGAUACGAAGCGGUUCGUUCCCUGCAGGACUCCGGAUUAAAGAGCUCCACCUGGGAAGCAACAAGAUCAGCAGCUUGGAGCCGGGUUCCUUUGACAGCCUGUCACGCUCGCUGCUUACACUUCGGCUGAGCAAAAACAGAAUCUCCCAGCUUCCUGUCAAAGUGUUCCGACUGCCCAGACUUACCCAACUGGAGCUGAACCGGAAUCGCAUUCGCUUGAUUGAAGGGCUGACGUUCCAAGGGCUGGAGAGUCUGGAGGUUUUAAAAUUGCAGAGGAACAACAUCAGCAAGCUAACAGAUGGCGCGUUCUGGGGCCUCUCAAGAAUGCAGAUCCUGCAUCUGGAAAAUAACAGCCUGACGGAAGUGAACAGCGGCUCCCUGUACGGACUCCUGUCCCUGCAGCAGCUCCACCUGAGCCACAACUCCAUCUCCACCAUCAGUUCCGCCGGCUGGAGCUUCUGUCAGAAACUGCAAGAGCUGGUCCUGUCCCACAACAACCUGACCCGACUGGACGAGGGCAGCCUGGCAGACUUGGGGGUGCUGGAUGUGCUUCGCCUCAGCUAUAAUUCCAUCAGCCAUAUUGCCGAGGGAGCUUUUAAGGGUCUCAAAAGUCUGCGGAUCUUGGAGCUGGACCAUAACGAGAUCUCCGGCACAAUAGAGGACACGAAUGGGGCUUUUAUAGGUCUUGAAAGUCUGAACAAGCUAACUCUGUUUGGAAACAAGAUCAAGUCGGUGGCCAAGAGAGCGUUCUCAGGGAUCGAGAGCUUGGAGCACCUAAACCUUGGGGAAAAUGCCCUCAGGUCUGUGCACAGUGAGGCGUUUGGGGAAAUGAAGAACCUCAAGGAAUUAGUCGUCGGUAGCAGCAGCUUUCUGUGUGACUGCCACCUCAAGUGGCUCCCCCAGUGGCUCACAAGUCGCAGGCUGCAGACGAAGGUUAAAGCCAGCUGCGCCCACCCGGGGUCCUUGAACAACACCAGUAUAUUCAGCGUGCCCCCCCGGAGCUUUGUGUGCGAUGAUCUGCCCAAACCUCAGAUCCGAGUUCAGCCGGAGACGACCAUGGCGGUACUGGGCAAAGCGAUCCGCUUCACGUGCUCCGCAGCCAGCAGCAGCCCCUCACCCAUGACCUUUGCGUGGAAAAAGGACAACGAGAUCCUGCACAACGCAGAGGUGGAGAACUUUGCCAGCGGCACAGAGAGAGAAGGGGAGGUGACGGAAUACACCACCAUCCUGCACUUGAGGAACUUGACUUUUGCGCAUGAAGGCCGCUAUCAGUGCAUCAUCACCAACGACUUUGGGCCUUCAUAUUCCAGCAAAGCCAGGCUGACCGUGAAUGUACUUCCAUCAUUUAUCAAAACGCCGCGAGACAGCACCAUCCGGGCUGGUACCAGAGCAAGGCUGGAAUGUGCGGCGGACGGUCACCCCACCCCUGAAAUCGCCUGGCAAAAAGAUGGCGGCACGGACUUCCCUGCAGCCCGAGAGAGGCGAAUGCACGUCAUGCCCGACGACGACGUCUUCUUUAUCAUGGACGUGAAGAUUGAGGAUAUGGGAGUGUACAGCUGCACCGCGCAGAACUCCGCCGGCUCCGUCUCCGCCAACGCCACCUUAACUGUGCUUGAGAUGCCAUUCUUGGUUCAUCCUCUCGAAGACCGCGUUGUAUCCACCGGCGCAACUUUAGCCCUGCAGUGCAAAGCCAGCGGCAGCCCACCCCCCCGGAUUACGUGGCUGAAAGGGGACGAACCUUUGGUCAUGACGGAAAGGCACCAUUAUACUCCCGGCAACCAGCUGCUCAUCAUACGGCAAGUGAUGUCGGAAGACGCCGGCAAAUACACCUGCGAGAUGUCCAACACGCUUGGGACCGAGCGCGCCUAUAGCCACGUCAGCAUUGCGUCCACGGCCGGCUGCCAAGGGGAGAAGGACAAAAUGGAAGGGAUGAUGACUUUCGGCAUUAUCACCAUCGCGGUCGUCUGCAGCAUCGUCCUGACCUCCCUGGUGUGGGUGUGCAUUAUCUACCAGACCAGGAAAAAGAGCGAAGUCUACAGCGUGACCAAUACAGAUGAAACAAUUGUCCCCCCUGAUGUCCCCAGUUACCUGUCCUCUCAAGGCCUGUGCUCCAGCGAUGGCUCAGUGAAUCCUGAGGCCGAAGCCUGCAGUGUGGCUUACAGACAGCCAAGGCUCUGCACGUGCAGCUCCGGGGAGGCUUGUAAAACAGCAGAUGGAUUAUUUGGCCCGGAAAGCACAGGUUUUGGGUUCCAGGUUGUCUGCACGGACUGCUUGGACGGCGGCGCGGGGUACAGCAGCAAGAGCGACUACUGUCCGCAGACGGUCCAAUCCGUAGACUGUUCCUAUCAGAAGCCAGCGGGCAGCCAUGACAGAUACAUGUGUAACGGGGACACGCCCACGGCGUUGAGUUAUCACCACAACGCGGCUAUGGAUGAGGGUAGCAACUUGGAAUCUGGGGGCAACAUGUAUCCUAGCAACCAUGAAAGGAUAGGCACGGCCAAAGCCCUGAAUUCUAACCUACUAGACCCGUGUGCGGAGCCAUUAAUCCGGUCGCCGGAGAGUGAAGGCUUCCGAGCAGCGCCCAGCUCCGACUGCUACCCUUACCCCGAUCCCUCGAGUGAAGACUCGGCCAAACAGACACUUCUCCCCAACGGGCACGCGCCGACGCUUAGCGGCCAGCACAGGGCGCAGACAGGAUCGAGUGCUCCAAAGUGACCACCGUCGUGCAAAACCCCCACGAUUAUACCAUUUGCACUGAAAGGAUCCGCCUACCUCAUUUCCUUAUAGGACUAAAAACGAACCAAUGAGAUGGGCUGAGGUACGAACCUACGGCUUGUGUGGGACGCGGCGCCCCCAUCUGAGCAUCACUGAGUUGUACAUACGUGAAUCUAAAGCUUCUGUUGGAAGUGUAGCUGUAUAGUUGCAUUCGCAGCGCUCAAUGCAAAGGGACUUUCUGUAUUUGAUACGUUGUAAAUAAGAGUUUUUCAUAAAGAGAUAAAUAUAUAUAUAUAUAUGUGUAAAUAUCUAAGGAUAGAUAUAAAAAUAUACUUCUAUUUUA
This is a messenger RNA of Xenopus tropicalis (tropical clawed frog), 4015 nucleotides long. RefSeq names its product leucine-rich repeats and immunoglobulin like domains 1 (gene lrig1). The coding region runs from base 541 to 3672 and encodes 1043 amino acids. The transcript is spliced from 19 exons. NCBI's taxonomy places the organism in Eukaryota, Metazoa, Chordata, Amphibia, Anura, Pipidae. The record is from RefSeq and is a predicted model, not a curated record.